AUGACUCCGAAGGAUACAAUGCCCAGAAAGAAGUCUUGUAAUUAUUGCCACAAAUCAAAAGUGCGAUGUGACCUCAAAAGGCCGUGUUGCACAAGAUGCAGAAAUCGAGAUCUCGAUUGCACAUAUGCCGAUGCAAAACUCGUCCAUGAAGUUGCCUCGGGUCAGCCUUCUGAAUCUACUGUCGAUGAAUCCUGGUUCUCUACGGCACUUGCUCCGGAAAUUACCACUACCAACUCCCUGGAUUUCGACCACAUCAAUCUGGUAUGCACUGUGGAUGAAAACAGAAUCCGCGCUCGCUGGCUUGAGAGUCUCCUGCCUUCCAUGGACCAGAGACCGAAGCCGUUCCAUGCGUCGACGAUGGCAUUCGUCACGCGUGUGUUCAAGUCUUACCCUAGAAUGUUCCUGACCGAGAACCUCCCUCCUUUCAUUCACUGGGCUCAAAUGGCAUAUCGGGUUGCUGAGCCAUUGGCAAAUUGCAUGAACAUAGCACGCAUGUGGGCGGUACAAACUCCCGAGAGCGCAGCUAUGCGUGCAUUUUCCGGCCACUUGGAGCUCCUGGCCAUAUUACAGGGUUACCUUCUCUACGCCAUAAUGCUCUUCGACUCGGCGAAUGCUGCCAGCAUGGUUGAACAGGAUAUCAUGAUCAAGCUCCAAGAUUUAGCGGGCGACCUUGCAAGCAGAGGAACACUCUGCCCAGCCGAGACAAACGGCAGUCGGCCGGACUGGGAAUCGUGGAUCGUCGCUUCUGCAAAAAGAAGAACACUCUUCGCUACUGUUUUACUUGACAACUUAGUCAACUUCACCCUGGGCUCUCCAUCAUUCAUUGCCGUAGAACUCGCCGACCUCCCGGCCCCAGCAAGUAAGACUCUUUGGCAUGCGCAGGAUCGACGAUCUUGGAACGCGGCCUAUAAUCAACAGCUGAGCCUCUGGAGUGACGGAGAGCUACUCAUCAGUGAUCUCUGGCCACAACCCGGGCCCAUUCCAGCGCCGGUGCGACAGAAGAAGAUCGACAACUGGCUGUCGUCAGUGGACGAGUUUGGAAUGAUGAUUUAUGCCGUUACCUCUCAUACAUACAAUGAGGCUUGA
Molecule: messenger RNA, 1086 nt
Organism: Cladophialophora psammophila CBS 110553
Lineage: Eukaryota; Fungi; Ascomycota; Eurotiomycetes; Chaetothyriales; Herpotrichiellaceae
Exons: 2
Coding region: 1-1086 (361 amino acids)
Biological process (GO): DNA-templated transcription; regulation of DNA-templated transcription
Molecular function (GO): DNA-binding transcription factor activity, RNA polymerase II-specific; DNA binding; zinc ion binding
Source: RefSeq, a predicted model, not a curated record